UAAUAUGUUUGUUUAUACAAAAGAAAAAAAGCUUGUAUGGAUUUAUUAGUGUUUGCAUCGGCCUUAAUGGUGAUCUUUGUGCUGUUGCAGAUACGUCCGAUUCUCCGACAAAUCAGCCACAAGUUGUGUGGCUUGGGAUUAGCUGGGAAACCAGCUCGCCAAGUUUUUCACAGAAUGUGUCCACUUUUUUGACCUGCUACAUGACACAGCAAUUUGACAUACGAUCGAUUUCCUAUUGUGAUAUUGAUAUCAAUGCUUACAGAUUAGUACCACCUAUGUAUUUGUCUUGUCUGGACUAAGUGUACUGCAAAGUACUAGCAAUGCAGCACUGCAACACUGCAAUGUACUAUCAGACAAUGUAGUUCAGUCAGGGCAAUGUUUAGUGUGCAACUGUGGUUGUCUUGAAAGAUCUGUCGCUUAGUUUGUGCUUUUUUGCUGUAGUGUCAGUGGGAGAAACACAAAUUGGUAGAUAAGUUACAUUCAGUGCCUUGCAGUUUCAUUUUGCUUUUGCUGAAACAAUGAAAAAAAUAAUUGAUAUUUGUUUGUAAUGCACUAAUAUAGAGAAAUGCUUCUUUGUUUGAUGCAAAGAAAUAUGGCAGUAUUCUCCUCCACUAAGAAAUGUGAUGCUAUUCUAACUUUUAUAAAAGAUGUCCUUGUUCUCUCUUUGGUUUCUUAUGUUUUCCAUUUGCAUUUAUAAUAAUUUCUUUCAUUCAUAUUGUCGUGAACAUAACAAUAUAAUUAUAUUUCAUUCCAUAUGCUUCACGUGUUCAGCUAUCAGUUGAUGGUUUUGUUGUACUGCAUUGUCUGAAUUUAAUGUAAAAAAGAACUGUAAUACUUUGUUUAAUACUUGUAAUAAUGUAACACUUUGCUUGGGCAGCAUUGCUGCCUGCAGUAUUGUGUAAAUAAAAAUAAAUGGUCAUUGCAUGAUAGAGUGUUACAUAUACAAAGUAAUUUGGCUAUGUUGGUAUAAUAUCAAAAUAGCUUGCCGAAUCCAACCUCUCUCCAUUGCCAGAAGGAGCUUGUGUUCAGAAUACUUAUUUACAUAUAAUGAGCAAAACGUGAACAAGGUGAAUGCAGGUGCCAACGUUUCGACAAGUGGACUUGUCUUCUACGUUGGCUCCUGCAUUCACCUUGUUCAACGUUGGCUCCUGCAUUCACCUUGUUCAAACGUUGGCUCCUGCAUUCACCUUGUUCAAACGUUGGCUCCUGCAUUCACCUUGUUCACGUUUUGCUCAUCGUCUUGAAUUUCCAUCUCCCGCAUUCCCCGUAUUUUCCCUGGAUAAUUUACAUAUAGAAAGAUAAGUACUUGAGUAAGACAUAUAGUGCACCAGUGCACUCUUGUUUAAUAUGGGAGCUGUGUAGGCCAGAGUUAUCACUUUUUUGCACACAAGUGUGGCAACUCUUGGAAUGCCAGGUUGAGCACUCUAGUUCAAUGAAAUGUGUGACACAUAGUUUGUAUCACAUUCUGAUGCUUUUUGUGACUUUGUAGGUUUCUUGCCAUCGGAGUCCACGGACGAAUACCACUCGCUUGUGUCUGUACGGGGCCAACAGCAUUACUGCCGGCAGUGCACUUAUGUGACCAAGUACAAGAUCAACAUGAACGCACACCUGUGCAGCCACACAGGCAAGCGCCCCUUCAAGUGUCACAUGUGCGCAAACAGGUUCACUCGGAACUACCACCUGAAACAGCACCUGCGCAGCCACACAGGCGAGCGCCCCUUCAAGUGCCACCUGUGCCCGAACGAGUUCACCCAGAAUUGCCACCUGAAGCAGCACCUGCGCACCCACACGGGAGAGCGUCCCUUUUCCUGCAAGCAGUGUGCUGCAUCCUUUUCACGAAAGGAAACCCUCUACAAGCACAUGUCCGCUCACACGGAGAAGAGGCUCUUACAUGAAAUCUGUGACACAUGGUUUGCAACACAUUCCGAUGCUUUUUGUGUCUUUGCAGGUUUCGCGCUGUCGAAGUCCAUGGAUGAAUACCGGUCACUCGUGUCUGUGCGGGGCCAACAGCAUUACUGCCAGCAGUGCACUUAUGUGACCAAGUACAAGAGCAGCAUGAAUGCACACCUGCGCACACACACAGGCGAGCGCCCCUUCAAGUGCCACCUGUGUACAAAGAAAUUCAUUCUCAGUAACCACCUGAAGGAGCAUCUGCGUACACACACAGGCGAGCGCCCCUACAAGUGCAACCUGUGCACAAAGAAAUUUACUUGCAAUAGCAACCUGAAGGGGCAUCUGCGUACACACACAGGCGAGCGCCCCUACAAGUGCCACCUGUGCACAAAGAAAUUUACUUGCGAUAGCAACCUGACGAAGCAUCUGCACAAGCACACAGGCGAGCGCCCCUUCAAGUGCCACUUGUGCCCUAAUGAAUUCACUCAGAACUGCAGCCUCAAGCGGCAUCUUCUUAGCCACACAAGAGAGUGCCCCCUUUAAUGCAUGCACUGCACUGCAUCUUUUUCGUGGAAGGAAAUGCUCGACAACCACAUGUCCUCUCACACAGAGAAGAGGCUGUAAAGAUUUUGGGCCUAAAUAAAUUUCUGAAACACUGCAA
This is a messenger RNA of Dermacentor andersoni, 2554 nucleotides long. Lineage: Eukaryota; Metazoa; Arthropoda; Arachnida; Ixodida; Ixodidae. The record is from RefSeq and is a predicted model, not a curated record.